UAAUUGGGUGGUGCCUUUCCUAUUGGGCGUGUAGUGGUGGUGUGAAUUAAUCGUUGCUGUGCGAAUAAAAAGACCUUUUUUUUGUUCCCAUCCUCGAUUCUUCUUCUCCUGCUUCUUCUGCUUCUUCUUCUUAUUUUCCUUUUUGGCCCAUGGAUUGCGUGCGCUUCAAUCCCUUCCUCUCCAAUCCAACUCCAUCACCAACGCCAACAACAAACCCUCUUCCUCUCCAAUCCCACUAGACCCAUUCAAAGGAUAUAUUAUAUGAUGAUGCAGGUCUCUAAGAGUUCUGUAAUGGCGGUUAAGUCCUAUAAGUACCAAGCAGAGGCGCUGGUUAAAGAUUACUUGCUAGCCGAUCCGAUCGUCCCAUACACCGCUGUUCUCGGUGGCAUUGUCAUGUGCAAAAUGGCAUAUAAUGUCACACAUUUAAUCAGCUCUCUAUAUUUCAAGGGGUAUGCAUCCCUUACAAAGAGUCAACGGAUUGAGUGGAACAACAGGGGAAUGUCCAGCGCCCAUGCCGUUUUUAUUACAGUUAUGUCAUUAUAUCUGGUGUUCUUCUCAGAUCUAUUCUCUGAUCGCCUUGAAGGAUUAGUUACAUUUCGAAGCUCAAACAUUUCCAAUUUUACAUUAGGGGUUUCCGUUGGGUACUUCAUCUCGGACAUUGUGAUGAUACUUUGGCUGUAUCCUUCCCUCGGUGGAAUGGAAUAUGUUCUCCAUCAUUUGCUCUCUAUAAUUGCUAUCAUUUACGCAAUGUUAUCUGGGGAGGGGCAGUUAUACACAUAUAUGGUUCUCAUCUCAGAGACGACCACACCAGGGAUAAACUUGAGAUGGUUUCUUGACACUGCUGGAAUGAAAAGAUCCAAAGCCUAUAUGGUUAACGGAAUUGCAAUGUUCGUUGCAUGGCUGGUGGCGAGAAUAUUUUUAUUCAUCUACUUGUUCUAUCACAUAUAUUUGCACUAUGACCAGAUCGAACAGAUGCAUAUCUUUGGGUAUGUUCUCACAUUUCUAGUGCCCACAAUAUUAUUCAUCAUGAACAUGAUGUGGUUUGGAAAGAUCCUAAAAGGCCUCAAGAAAACAUUAGCCAAGAGGCAGUGAAGAAUGAGAAGAUCAAGUUCAUGGCAAUCUCCACUUAUCCGAACUUCGGUGCAAAUAUAAUUUAUAUAUAUUUGUUCUCAUUUCUUGUAUAAAGUUCUUACUAUUUUAGGUCAUGAAGGGAGGAACCAGUAAGAGGUACCUUUUUUUAAGUGUUCAAAGAAUUUAGGUUAGAGAUCGGGCCCCAUCUUUCUCCUUUCCGGUUAAAAUAGUUGUAUAUUGUUUACAUCUUACAACUUGUUUUCAGCGAAAUUUCUACUGUAAUCUUCUUUUGUUUCGGUUAAUAUUUAUAAGUGUUUUUUGAGUAA
Molecule: messenger RNA, 1397 nt
Organism: Ananas comosus (pineapple)
Lineage: Eukaryota; Viridiplantae; Streptophyta; Magnoliopsida; Poales; Bromeliaceae
Product: transmembrane protein 56-like
Exons: 9
Coding region: 262-1092 (276 amino acids)
Biological process (GO): lipid homeostasis
Cellular component (GO): membrane; endoplasmic reticulum
Source: RefSeq, a predicted model, not a curated record